AUGGUGCUGGGGGGCGGCGGAGACCCCGAGGGAGGGCGGAGGGGCCGGCGGCCUGGCGGGCCCUGGAGGCCUGCGGCGGGGGCUGAGGGCGCGGCGGCUGGCAGGGACGAUGGCCCCGCGCUGUCCGCUCUCAAGCGCCUGGAGCGAUCGCAGCGCACCGACCGGCUGGACGCGCUCUUCGGCUUCGAGCGGCCAGCGGAGCCCGGCGAGCGGACGGGCUGGCUCAUCAACAUGCACCCGACGGAGGUGCUGGAUGAGAACCGGCGGUCGGUGAGCGCUGUGGACUAUUACUUCAUCCAGGAGGACGGGAGCCGCUUCAAGGUGGCCCUGCCCUACAAGCCUUACUUCUACAUCGCCACUCAGAAGGGCUGCGAGCAAGAAGUGUCCUCCUUCCUCUCCAAGAAGUUCCAAGGGAAGAUUGCAAGGCUGGAAACUGUCCCCAAAGAAGACUUGGACCUGCCAAACCACUUGGUGGGUCUGAAGAGGAACUACAUCAAGCUGUCCUUCAACACGGUGGAUGACUUGGUAAAGGUGCGGAAGGAGAUCUCUCCUGCCGUGAGGAAAAACAGAGAGCGGGACCAGGCGAGCGAUGUCUACACGGCCAUGCUGUCAAGCGCUCUGAGUGGAGGCAUCCUGACCACGGAUGAAGACGGAGCCUCCAGGAAGGUGGCCAACCAGAUGGACAAUAUCCUGGAUAUGCGGGAAUACGAUGUGCCCUACCAUGUGCGCCUGUCCAUUGACCUGAAGAUCCAUGUGGCUCACUGGUACAACGUGCGGUACCGGGGCAGCACCUACCCCCCUGAAAUCACCCGCCGAGACGACCUCGUGGAGCGCCCGGAUCCUGUCGUUCUUGCCUUUGACAUUGAAACUACCAAACUCCCUCUGAAGUUUCCCGAUGCAGAGACAGACCAGAUCAUGAUGAUCUCCUACAUGAUUGAUGGGCAGGGCUACCUCAUCACCAACAGGGAGAUCGUCUCUGAGGAUAUCGAAGACUUCGAGUUUACUCCCAAGCCAGAGUAUGAGGGGCAGUUUUGUGUCUUUAAUGAACCAGAUGAAGCUCAUUUAAUCCAGAGAUGGUUUGAACAUAUCCAGGAGACGAAACCAAACAUCAUUGUCACAUACAACGGAGACUUCUUUGACUGGCCCUUUGUGGAAGCAAGAGCAACAGUGCAUGGAAUUAAUAUGUACCAGGAAAUCGGGUUUCAAAAGGACAGCCAGGGAGAAUACAAAGCAUCCCAGUGCAUCCACAUGGACUGUCUAAGGUGGGUGAAGAGGGACAGUUACCUCCCAGUGGGAAGUCACAACCUGAAAGCAGCAGCUAAAGCAAAACUGGGUUAUGAUCCAGUGGAGCUGGACCCUGAAGAGAUGUGCCGAAUGGCUACCGAGGAGCCUCAGACCCUGGCCACCUAUUCAGUGUCCGAUGCAGUUGCUACCUAUUACAUGUAUAUGAAGUACGUGCAUCCUUUCAUUUUUGCCUUGUGCACCAUCAUUCCCAUGGAGCCAGAUGAGGUGUUAAGAAAAGGAUCUGGGACACUGUGUGAGGCACUGCUGAUGGUUCAGGCCUAUCAUGCCAACAUCAUCUUCCCCAACAAGCAGGAGCAGGAAUUCAACAAGCUUACAGAAGAUGGCCACGUGCUGGACUCAGAGACAUACGUGGGAGGCCACGUGGAAGCUCUGGAGUCGGGGGUGUUCCGCAGUGACAUCCCCUGCCGCUUCAGAAUGAAUCCUGCUGCCUUCGACUUCCUGGUGCAGCACGUGGAGAAGACGCUGCGGCAUGCCAUCGAGGAUGAGGAGGGUCUGCCACUGGAUCAGGUCACCAACUUCCAGGAGGUCUGUGAUGAAAUCAAGGUCAAACUGAAUUCCCUGAAGGAAGUUCCAAACAGAAUUGAGUGUCCCCUUAUCUACCAUCUAGACGUGGGGGCCAUGUACCCCAACAUCAUUCUGACCAACAGGUUGCAGCCCUCAGCCAUGGUGGAUGAGGCCACAUGUGCUGCCUGCGACUUCAACAAGCCGGGUGCCAACUGCCAGCGCCGGAUGACUUGGCAGUGGAGAGGAGAGUUCAUGCCUGCCAGCCGCAGCGAGUACCACCGCAUCCAGCAGCAGCUGGAGUCAGAGAAGUUUCCUGCUCUGGCCCCUGACGCAGCGCCCCGUGCUUUCCACGAGCUCUCCCGGGAGGAGCAGGCCAAGUAUGAGAAGAAGCGGUUGGCAGAUUACUGCCGCAAGGCGUACAAGAAGAUCCAUGUCACCAAGGUGGAGGAACGAGUCACCACCGUCUGCCAGCGAGAGAACUCUUUCUAUGUGGACACGGUGCGGGCUUUCAGGGACCGCCGCUACGAGUUCAAGGGGCUGCACAAGGUGUGGAAGAAGAAGCUGUCUGCAGCGGUGGAGGCAGGAGAUGCCUCUGAAGUGAAGCGCUGCAAGAACAUGGAAAUCCUGUAUGACUCCCUCCAGCUGGCCCACAAGUGCAUCCUCAACUCUUUCUAUGGCUACGUCAUGCGGAAAGGAGCUCGCUGGUACUCCAUGGAAAUGGCUGGCAUCGUCUGCUUCACGGGAGCAAAUAUCAUCACCCAGGCCAGGGAACUGAUUGAGCAGAUUGGGAGACCUCUGGAACUGGAUACCGAUGGGAUUUGGUGCGUCCUCCCCAACAGCUUCCCAGAGAACUUUGUCAUCAAGUCAACCAAUGCCAAGAAACCAAAGGUGACGAUCUCCUACCCAGGUGCCAUGCUGAACAUCCUGGUGAAGGAAGGCUUCACAAAUGAUCAGUACCAGGAGCUGCAGGACCCGGCCUCCCUCACCUACACCACACGCUUGGAGAACAGCAUCUUUUUUGAAGUGGAUGGGCCAUACCUGGCCAUGAUCCUCCCUGCGUCCAAGGAGGAGGGCAAGAAGCUGAAGAAAAGGUACGCAGUGUUCAAUGAGGAUGGGUCCCUGGCCGAGCUGAAGGGGUUUGAGGUGAAGCGCCGGGGAGAGCUGCAGCUGGUGAAGAUAUUCCAGUCUUCAGUGUUUGAAGCCUUUCUGAAAGGCAGCACCCUGGAGGAGGUCUACGCUUCCGUGGCCAAGGUGGCAGAUUACUGGCUGGAUGUGCUCUACAGCAAGGCUGCCAACAUGCCUGAUUCAGAGCUGUUUGAGCUGAUCUCGGAGAACCGGUCCAUGUCACGCAAGCUGGAGGACUAUGGGGAGCAGAAGUCUACGUCCAUCAGCACUGCCAAGCGCCUGGCAGAGUUCCUGGGGGACCAGAUGGUGAAGGAUGCAGGGCUGAGCUGCCGGUUCAUCAUUUCCAAGAAACCAGAAGGAUCUGCGGUGACAGAGAGAGCCAUCCCUCUGGCCAUCUUCCAAGCUGAGCCCAGCGUGCGCAAACACUACCUCCGAAAGUGGCUGAAGAGCCCUUCGCUGCAGGACUUGAACAUCCGCGCGAUCCUGGACUGGGACUACUACAUUGAGAGGCUGGGAAGCACCAUCCAGAAGAUCAUCACCAUUCCUGCAGCCCUGCAGCAGGUAAAGAACCCGGUGCCACGGGUCCGGCACCCAGACUGGCUCCACAAGAAACUCCUGGAGAAGAAUGAUGUGUACAAACAGAAAAAAAUCAACGAGCUCUUCACUUCGGAAGGCAAGAGACAGGUCCUCACCAACCAGCCCCCAGAGGGGACGCCCAGCUCACAGGUUGGUGACAUAGAGGAUUUUGGGGCUGCCAAGAGCCGUCAGCCAGCAGUUCCUAUCGCAAACAAGCGGAAGAGAGUCCCUGCAGCAGAGGAAAGCCAACAGAUGUCUCAGGACCUUGAGCUGUCCCAGUCCUGGCGAGAGAUCCUGGGUCCACCCCCGCCCUUGGGUACCACCAAGGAGCAGCGCCUGGUCUGGCUGCGCUACCACCAGAAGAAGUGGGAGCUGCAGGCGUGGCAGCGGCGGGAGCGACGCAAGAGGCGGCGCCUGGAGGCUGGAGGGGAGGCAGUGACCGGAGGAGGCGCCCGGUGCCGGCAGGCGCUCUCCCUCUCCCGAGGGCUGGGCAGUUACCUGCGCCAGGCAGCGCGCAGCAUCCUGGACCUGCCCUGGCAGAUCCUGCAGGUUGCUGAGACCAGCCAGCCUGGACUGUUCAGGCUGUGGGCACUCAUCGGAAGCGACCUGCACUGCAUCAGGCUGAGCAUUCCCCGGGUCUUCUAUGUCAACCAGCGUGUCCCAAAGCCGGAGGAGGGAGCAGCCUACAGGAAGGUGAACAGGAUCCUGCCCCGCUCGAACUUAGUUUACAACCUGUAUGAAUACUCAGUCCCUGAAGACAUGUACCAAGAGCACAUCAAUGAAAUCAAUGCAGACCUCUCUGCUCCGGACAUUGAGGGGGUCUAUGAGACACAGGUGCCGCUGCUCUUCCGCGCCCUGAUGCAACUGGGCUGUGUGUGCAUGGUCAGCAGACAGCUUGUCGGGCACCUGGCAGGGCGGGAAGCUGAAACCUUCGAUAUCGAUCACCUAGAGAUGCGCUCACUGGCCCAGUUCACAUACCUGGAGCCAGGAAGCAUUCGCCACAUCUACCUCUACCACAGCUCCCAGGGCAGCAAGGCACUCUUGGGCCUUUUCAUCCCCUCCCAGCGCAAAGCUGCCGUCUUUGUGCUGGACAAGGUCCGCAGCAACCAGAUGCCAAAUCUCAGCACCCUCUUCUCGGCGGAGCGCAGCGCACUGCUGGAGAAGGUGGGUGAGGAGCUACUGCCCCCAGACAAGCACACCUUUGAAGUGCGUGCUGAGACCGACCCCAAGACCAUUUAUAGAGCCAUCCAGCGGCUGCUGCUGGCCUACAAGGAUGAGCGCCGAGGCCCCACACUGGUGGCUGUGCAGUCUAACUGGGACCUGAAACGGCUGCUGAGCGGGAUCCCCAUCAUUGAGGAGUUCCCUUUGGUCCCCAUCCAGCUGGUAGAUGACAUCAGCUACUCGGUCCUGGACUGGCAGCGCCACGCUGCCCGCCGCAUGAUCCGCCACUACCUCAACCUGGACACGUGCCUCUCGCAGGCGUUCGAGAUGAGCAGGUAUUACCACAUCCCCAUUGGGAACCUCCCCAGUGACAUCUCUACCUUUGGCUCUGACCUGUUCUUCUCCCGCCACCUCCGUCGUCACAACCACUUGCUGUGGCUGUCACCCACGGCCCGCCCAGACCUGGGGGGUAAGGAGGCUGAUGACAACCGCCUCGUCAUGGACUUUGAUGAGAGAGCCUCUGUGGAGAUCAACAACCCUGGCUGCUACUCCACAGUGUGUCUGGAGCUGGACAUCCAGAGCUUGGCUGUCAACACGGUGUUGCAGUCCCACCACAUAAACGACAUGGAAGGAGGCUCCAGCAUGAGCAUCAGCUUUGAUGUGAUUCAGCAGGCAUCCCUAGAAGACAUGGUGACAGGGAACCAAGCUGCCAACAUCCCCGCCAGCUAUGAUGAAACUGCCCUCUGCUCCAACACUUUCAGGAUCCUGAAGAGCAUGGUGGUGAGCUGGGUGAAGGAGAUCACGCAGUAUCACAACGUCUAUGCAGACAACCAGGUCAUUCACUUCUACCGCUGGCUCCGCUCUCCUUCCUCCCUGCUCUAUGACCCAGCACUGCACCGCAUGCUCCACAACAUGAUGAAGAAGCUUUUCCUGCAGCUGGUGGCAGAGUUCAAGCGCUUGGGCUCCUCAGUGGUUUAUGCCAACUUCAACCGCAUCAUUCUGUGCACCAAAAAGCGGCGCAUCGAGGAUGCCAUCAGCUACAUGGAAUACAUCAUCAACAGCAUCCACUCCAAGGAGAUCUUCCAUUCUCUGACCAUCUCCUUUUCCCGCUGCUGGGAGUUCCUCCUCUGGAUGGAUCCAGCAAAUUAUGGAGGUAUCAAGGGCAAAGUGGAUUCUCGCAUCCACUAUGGGGAGAAGGACACCAGCAAGAGUCAAGUGUGGGAGGAGGAGCAGGAGGACAGCGAGGAGGAGGAGGAGGAGGAGGUGGUGGCGGUGGGGGAAGAAGAGGAAGGGGAGCUGAAUGUGGAGGAGCUGCUGGAGAACAGCUGGAACAUGGCGCAGUUCCUGCCUCAGGCCGCCUCCUGCCAGAGUUACUUCCUGAUGAUUGUGUCAGCCUACAUCGUGGCCGUGUACCACAGCAUGAAGGAGGAGCUGCGGCGCAGUGCCCCUGGGAGCACCCCUGUCAAGAGGAGAAGCACCAGCCAGGUGUCCCAAGAGGCACUGGGAGAGAUGGGGGCCCUGCCUGGCACGAUCACCUUCUCACAGGAUUAUGUGGCCAAUGAGCUCACCCAGAGCUUCUUCAGCAUCACCCAGAAGAUCCAGAAGAAGAUAUCUGCUUCUCGAAAUGCCACUGAGCCUUCAGACAUGUUCCCGGUGCUGCCUGGCUCCUACUUGCCCCUCAACAACCCAGCUUUGGAGUUCAUCAAGUAUGUUUGCAAGGUCCUUUCCCUGGAUGCCAAUAUAACCAACCAGGUGAACAAACUGCGCCGGGACCUGCUGCGGCUCAUUGAGGUGGGCGAGUUCUCAGAAGCUGCCCAGUUCCGGGACCCUUGCCGCUCCUAUGUGCUCCCUGAAGUCAUCUGCAGGAACUGCAACUUCUGCAGGGACCUGGACCUGUGCAAGGACCCUGCCCUCUCCCAGGAUGGGUCAGCGGUGCCCGGCUGGGUCUGCUCCAACUGCCAAAUGCAGUAUGACUCUGAUGCCAUCGAAGCAGCACUGGUGGAAGCCCUUCAGAAGAAGCUGAUGGCUUUUGUGCUGCAGGAUCUGGUGUGCAAGAAGUGUCAUGGUGUGAAGGAGAGAAACAUGCCAGUGUACUGCAGCUGUGCUGGAGACUUUGCCCUCACCAUCUCCUCCCAGACCUUUAUGGAGCAUGUCAAAGUCUUCCAGAGCAUCGCCCGGCACUACAGCAUGGCCUAUCUGCUGGAAACCAUUGAGUGGCUGCUGUGCACCAAUCCGCAGCUGCAGCAAUGAGGGGUUGGGGGGUGCUGCUCCUCCUG
Neopsephotus bourkii (Bourke's parrot) is the source of this 6947-nucleotide messenger RNA. RefSeq names its product DNA polymerase epsilon, catalytic subunit (gene POLE). Gene Ontology annotation, biological process: leading strand elongation; nucleotide-excision repair, DNA gap filling; DNA replication. The transcript has 48 exons. Gene Ontology annotation, molecular function: DNA-directed DNA polymerase activity; zinc ion binding; single-stranded DNA 3'-5' DNA exonuclease activity. Gene Ontology annotation, cellular component: nucleus; epsilon DNA polymerase complex. The record is from RefSeq and is a predicted model, not a curated record. Lineage: Eukaryota; Metazoa; Chordata; Aves; Psittaciformes; Psittacidae. Bases 1 to 6921 code for a protein of 2306 amino acids.